AUGGCGACUUGGGGUCUUCUCGACGAUAAGGAAGAAAACGAACUCCAUAAAUCUCGACUUCUCAACGUCGAAGAAAAGCCAUUCAAGCGGAUCACCAAGCGCCUUAAUACUCUCCAUACCCUCGCAAUCGUCCACGCCCGGCAGGCACCCACACCUCCUCCCGAGACUGCCAGCAGUACUGCGCCGACUGAUGGUACCCAGCAAGCAUCCCAAUCCGGCGAGAGCGCAUCGCCCACUCCGGCGACCGACGCACUCCUCUCAACCGAUCUCGCACAGCUCAAGGAAGAUAUCACCCUCGACUUUGCCGCCUUCGACAGCAGCAUCGCGCGCCUGCAGUUCCUGUUGACCGCCAACGAGCGUGAGCGCGAUCGGUACGCGGCCGAACGCCAGCGUAUCGUGGCCGCAUCGCAGGCCGUGCGUAAUAACACCGCGCAGUUGCGGCAGCAACUAGAGCAGGCACGCGCGACGCUCGCGCAGCGGCGCAAGUUCGAUGAGCUCGCCGAUGCGAUCACGAAUAACCCGGCGCUGAAGCCUCGGGCGGAACAGGCGGAGAAUUUGCGGAAACUCGAGGAGGAGAUUGCAGAAUUGGAGGCCGAGGCCGAGCAGUACAGCGUUACGUGGAAUGAGCGGAGGGAGCAGUUCGCUAGGAUUAUGGAUGAGAGUAUGAGGCUGAGGCGGUUGAUCAGGGACGAGAAAGAGGAAGUUGAUCGAAGAGAGGGCAUGGAUGAUGAUCAAGGAGAGACUGGUGGUUCUGCCGAAGGCGGGGAGACAACAGCCGGGCAGACGCCACGCCCUUCGGGGGCGGUGAGUGGCAACGCGACUCCAAGACCAGAGAGCGGAGUUCCGGCUCCCAAAAGUGUUGCGGAUAGCGGCGAUGUGGGAACGCCACGGCCAGUGUCGACAACAGGCUGCAGGACGCCAGCGAGGGAAAGUUCUGUGCCGUCGGCUGCUGCUCCGGAGGGCCAGUCAUUUCUCAAGCCGCCGACAGGGGCUGGCGCGAGUUUUUCGCAGGCUGGGAGCACUGCGGGCAGCCGUGAGGUUUCGACGGAGAGGGAGGUCGAGGCAGAGCAAGGCGAGGUGGAGGAGAGUGAGGAUGUCGAGAUGAUCGAGGUUAAAGACGACCAGUCAGAGCCAGACAGCCCGUUGACACCACCCCCAGCUGAUGAUGCGCCACAGAUCGUUGUGGAUACUCAGCCAGACACAAUGGAUACAACCUAA
This is a messenger RNA of Thermochaetoides thermophila DSM 1495, 1218 nucleotides long. RefSeq lists its product as uncharacterized. The transcript has a single exon. Gene Ontology annotation, biological process: mRNA processing; mRNA export from nucleus. NCBI's taxonomy places the organism in Eukaryota, Fungi, Ascomycota, Sordariomycetes, Sordariales, Chaetomiaceae. Bases 1 to 1218 code for a protein of 405 amino acids. Gene Ontology annotation, cellular component: THO complex part of transcription export complex. The record is from RefSeq and is a predicted model, not a curated record.